Molecule: messenger RNA, 2261 nt
Organism: Alligator mississippiensis (American alligator)
Lineage: Eukaryota; Metazoa; Chordata; Crocodylia; Alligatoridae
Gene: SP9
Product: Sp9 transcription factor
Exons: 2
Coding region: 133-1515 (460 amino acids)
Biological process (GO): regulation of transcription by RNA polymerase II
Molecular function (GO): DNA-binding transcription factor activity, RNA polymerase II-specific; RNA polymerase II cis-regulatory region sequence-specific DNA binding
Source: RefSeq, a predicted model, not a curated record
CUCCCCACACUUAGGCUGAGUUUAGCCCUCCCGAGCCAGGAGUGCGCGCGGUGCGGCGGGAGUCCGGCGGGCGCCCGAGCAAACUCUCCCGUCGGAGCGCGAGGCAGAGCCCGCCCGGCCCAGGGACGGGCUAUGGCUACGUCUAUCCUUGGGGAAGAGCCACGAUUCGGGACGACGCCCCUGGCCAUGCUGGCCGCCACCUGCAACAAGAUCGGGAACACCAGCCCGCUGACCACCCUGCCCGAGUCCAGCGCCUUCGCCAAGGGGGGCUUCCACCCCUGGAAACGCUCCACCUCCAGCUGUAACCUGGGCUCCAGCCUCUCGGGCUUCACGGUGGCCACCAGCCGCGGCUCCAGCGGCCUGGCCAGCGGCACGGGCGCGGCCAACAGCGCCUUCUGCCUGGCCUCCACCUCGCCCACGUCCUCGGCCUUCAGCAGCGACUACAGCGGCCUCUUCUCCAACUCGGCGGCGGCGGCGGCGGCGGGCGUGUCCCCGCAGGAGCCGGGCGGGCAGUCGGCCUUCAUCUCCAAGGUGCACAGCUCGGCGGCCGAGAGCCUGUACCCGCGCGUGGGCAUGGCGCACCCCUACGAGUCCUGGUACAAGUCGGGCUUCCACUCCACGCUGGCGGCGGGCGAGGUGGCCAACGGGGCGGCGUCGUCGUGGUGGGACGUGCACACCAACCCGGGCUCGUGGCUGGAGGUGCAGAACCCGGCGGGGGGGCUGCAGAGCUCGCUGCACUCGGGCGCCCCCCAGGCCUCGCUGCACUCCCAGCUGGGCACCUACAACCCCGACUUCAGCUCGCUCACGCACUCCGCCUUCAGCUCCACGGGCCUGGGCUCCACGGCCGCCUCGCACCUGCUCUCCACCAGCCAGCACCUGCUCACGCAGGAGGGCUUCAAGCCCGUGCUGCCCUCCUACACGGACUCGAGCGCGGCCGUGGCCGCCGCCAGCGCCAUGAUCACGGGCGCCGCGGCCGCCGCGGCCGGGGGCGGCUCGGCGCGCUCCGCCCGCCGCUACUCGGGCCGGGCCACGUGCGACUGCCCCAACUGCCAGGAGGCCGAGCGGCUGGGGCCGGCCGGGGCCAGCCUGCGGCGCAAGGGGCUGCACAGCUGCCACAUCCCGGGCUGCGGCAAGGUGUACGGCAAGACGUCGCACCUGAAGGCGCACCUGCGCUGGCACACGGGCGAGCGGCCCUUCGUCUGCAACUGGCUCUUCUGCGGCAAGCGCUUCACCCGCUCGGACGAGCUGCAGCGGCACCUGCGGACUCACACGGGCGAGAAGCGCUUCGCCUGCCCCGUCUGCAACAAGCGCUUCAUGCGCAGCGACCACCUGAGCAAACACAUCAAAACGCACAACGGGGGCGGCGGGGGCAAAAAGGGCAGCGACAGCGACACGGACGCCAGCAACCUGGAGACGCCGCGCUCCGAGUCCCCCGACCUCAUCCUGCACGACGGCGUGGGCGCCGCGCGGGGGCCGGGCGCCAAGGACGCCGCCGCGGGGCCCAGCGACUCGUAGGCGGCCGGGGCGCCCGAGCCAGCCCUGCCCGGCCCGGCCCGCCCCGGCCCGGCCCGGCCCGGAGGACAGAGGAGCAGCCGCUCCCCGCUCCCGCCUCCCGGGAGCCGCGCGCCAGGGGAGCCGAGCCGAGCGGCCCCCGGACGGCGCGGCAAGAGAGACCCGACUGAGUGCGGCGCGGGCCCGGCCCGGAGCGCCGGCAGGAGGGGCCGGGCCGGACGCGGACUCAGCCGCCCCGCGUGUGGAUUAGGGGCUCGGGGCAGCCGGAGGCGGCGGCACUUUGACUUGCUCUUUUCUUUUCUUCCCCCUCCCUCCCCUUCCUCCUUUUUCUAUGGCAAGGAAAAGCAUCCCGAGGCGGCCAGGUGAGGAGCCCGCGGCCGGCUGCGCAGCGCCGCCGCCGCCUGUAUAAAUAGGGGUCGAGCAGACCGUGUCCUCUUCUCUCGUGUAAAUGUCCGAUGGCGGGGGCCUGGGGGCAGGGGGCUUUCGGGGCUACCCCGGCCCACCUCCUCUCUCUCUCUCUCUCUCUCUCUCCCCCCUUUUUCCACCCCCCUUUUUCUUUUCCAAUUUCCGAUGCACUUUGUGAAGUCCGUAUAUAUGUAAGAGAUAUUUAAAAUGUUGAGUUAACAUUUCGCUCAGACACACGUAAGUUAAGGUCAUUUAAAAAGAAAUUAAAAAAUGCGUUUAUCUGUAUGGAAAAAAAUCUCGCCAUAAUAUUUUCAUUUUGGUAUUAUUAAAGGACUCUGAACGAC